AUGCGAUCUUUAAAGCCUCAAUUUUUCUGUAAGCUAAUUGAAGUUGGCUCAACCAAACCUACAAGUUCAGGUAGCGACAAGGUCCGCCAAGAACGGCCCCAAAAGUUGCCCCCAGAAGCAGUUGAAUUAGUCAAAUGGCUUUUGCAACAAAUCAAAAGUUUAGAUGAAAUUGACUACACGGUAACAUUUGAUGCUGUUGAAAAAGGAAACUUUGAUUUUCUAACCAUAGUUAUUCGUGAAUUUCCUGAUUUGAUAUUGAAAGUUGACCGAAAAAACCAUAGCAUAUUUCACGUUGCUGUUUUGAAUCGCCAAAAGGAAAUCUUCCGUACCAUUAAUAUUCAGCAGAUAAGUUCAGCAUUGAAGAAAUUUAUUCUUCAGCUCAAAGAUGACGAAGAAAACAAUAUCUUGCAUUUGGCUGGAAAGAUGCCAUCACGAGAACAGUUGCAGCAGGAGUUCUUUUGGUUUAAGGAAGUGGAAAGGAUUGUGGAUCCAAUGGAUGUUGAAGCUGAAAAUAAGGAUAAGAAAACUCCUACAGAUCUGUUCAAUAAGAAGAUGACAGAUUUAAAGAAAGAGGGUGAGAAGUGGAUGAAGGAAAUUGCAAAUUCAUGUAUGAUUGUGGCAACACUUAUUACCACAGUGGCUUUUGCUGCAGCUUUCACGGUGCCAGGUGGCACCAAAGAUGACACGGGGACUCCUCAUUUCCUUCGGAAAGUUUCCUUCAUAAUUUUUGUGAUAUCAGAUGCAAUAGCGCUGGCAUCAUCCUCUUGGUCCAUACUAACAAUCUUAUCCAUUUACACCACACGAUAUACAGAUGAAGAUUUUGUUAUGUUGCCUAGGAAUUUGGUUGUUGGACUGUCAACACUAUUCCUAUCAAUAGCGGCAGUAAUGGUGGUGUUUUGUGCAACUAUUUUCAUUGUCUUCAAAGAUGGAAAGAUUUGGGUUCCUACUCUUGCUAGCAUGAUUGCUUCUUUGCCUGUCAUAUCAUUCACCAAGCAACAUCAGCAACUCUUUUAUGGUGUAGCCCGUUUGACCUUUGAAAAAAGUUUUCUUGCAAAGACAGGUAAACACUCUCUUUUCGACGAUGAUGACAACGAUGAAGGGAAAUCAUGGAACCUUAAGGAGCAGAAGGACGCAGCAUGCAGGAACUUUCUUUUGAAAUGCUGGGACUUUAUACAUUAUAGGUGCUCCAACUUCCUUGAGGAAUGCUGGAACUCUACAUAUAGUAGGUUCUUUGAUUAA
Messenger RNA from Pistacia vera, 1239 nucleotides. Its product is annotated as ankyrin repeat-containing protein NPR4-like. The record is from RefSeq and is a predicted model, not a curated record. Bases 1 to 1239 code for a protein of 412 amino acids. NCBI's taxonomy places the organism in Eukaryota, Viridiplantae, Streptophyta, Magnoliopsida, Sapindales, Anacardiaceae. The transcript is spliced from 3 exons.